Prunus avium (sweet cherry) is the source of this 2571-nucleotide messenger RNA. The record is from RefSeq and is a predicted model, not a curated record. Lineage: Eukaryota; Viridiplantae; Streptophyta; Magnoliopsida; Rosales; Rosaceae.
AUGAGAGCUUUCAAAUAUUGUUCCAUUGUUCUUCUAUGCCUCAGUUUACUUACUUUGUUCCCAAUUGUCACAUCCGAAGACACCUUGUCCCAGACUCAAUUGCUCCAACAUGACCAAACCCUUGUCUCAGCCAGCGAUGUCUUUGAAUUGGGCUUGUUCAAGCCAGGCACAACUUCAGAUUGGUACUUGGGAAUAUGGUACAAAAAAAUCCAAGAAAAAACAGUGGUUUGGGUUGCCAAUAGAGACACCCCGCUUUCGAAUUCGUACUCAGCAACUCUCAAAAUCGGCGAUCAUGGAAACCUUGUUCUUGUUGAUGAAGAAACAAAAAAAAUAGCAUGGUCAUCCAAUGAAACCCAAGGUGUGAACCCAAUUGCUCAGCUUUUAGAUUCAGGCAAUUUAGUCCUCAAGGAGGCAAACUCAACCCAAAACGGCGCAACAGAUGAGUUCCUUUGGCAAAGCUUUGAUUACCCAACAAACACUUUGCUGCCGGACAUGAAGUUGGGGUGGAACCUAAGCACAGGAUUGGACAGGUACAUAACCUCAUGGAAAAGCAUAGAAGACCCAUCAACAGGGGACUUUUCUUUCAAGCUAAAUCACCAGGGUUUCCCGGAGAUUUUCUUGUGGAACAAACAGAACAUAACGUACCGGAGCGGCCCCUGGAACGGGGAGAGGUUUAGUGGCGUGCCGGAGAUGACUGCAUCAAACAAUAUACGAUUCAACUUCGUUGUGAAACCUUACGAGGUCUACUACUCCUAUUCGAUCCUGGGUUCCGGACCGAUAUAUUCACGGUUGACUGUGAGUCCAACUGGGGACCUCCAGCGCUUUAUGUGGAUCGAAAGCGCAAAGAUAUGGAACCAAUAUUGGUACGCACCAAAAGACCAAUGUGACAGAUUUAGAGAGUGCGGUCCCUACGGUGUUUGUGACUCGAAUGCUUCGCCAGUGUGCAAGUGCUUGGAAGGGUUUGGGCCCAAGAAUUUGCAGGCAUGGAACUUGAGAGACGGGUCAGAUGGGUGCGUGAGAAAAACGGAGUUAGGUUGUUUGAAAGACAAAUUUUUGGUUUUGGAAAACAUGAAAUUGCCCGAGAGUGGCGGUGGUUUUGUGGACAUGAACAUGAGCCUGGAGGCAUGUAAGAAAACGUGUUUGGAGAACUGUAAUUGCACUGCAUAUUCUGAUGCAAGGAUUUCAAAUGGAGAAGGCUCAGGUUGUGUCAUGUGGACUGGGGAGCUCAUGGACUUGAGGCAAUAUGCAGAAGGUGGCCAAAGUUUCUAUGUUCGUUUGGCAGCUUCUGCGCUAGAUGGUGAUCAUGGGAAAGCAAAACGAGUGAUCAUGAUUGUAGUCAUUACAGUUAGUAUUUGCUGCAUUCUACUGCUAUCGGGACUUGUCAUCUAUUUUCUGCGGAAGAGGAAUUUGAAUUUGCCUAUUGUGCACAGAGGAUCCUCAAAGCUAAAAGGUUCUUUUGAAAGAAACUGGGAUAGUUUUCUAAGUGAGGUAGUUAUCUCAAGUAGGAGGGAUUUCUGUUCAGGGGAAAGGAGCAACGAUGAGCUAGAUCAGUUGCCAUUGUUCGAUUUUAACACUCUCGCAGUGGCUACGGAUAACUUUUCCAAUCGAAAUAAGUUGGGGGAAGGCGGUUUCGGGUGUGUUUACAAGGGCACCCUGGUUGACGGUCAAGAAGUUGCUGUCAAGAGGCUUUCGACGAAUUCUGGACAAGGAACUGAAGAAUUCAAAAACGAAGUAGAGUUAAUUGCGAGGCUUCAGCACCGAAAUCUGGUUCGACUGCUUGGUUGCUGCAUUGAUGAGGAUGAAAAGAUGCUCACCUACGAGUACAUGGAAAACAAAAGCCUGCAUUCCAUUUUAUUCAGUGACAAAAAGAGGUCUAAGCUGGAUUGGCAAAAGCGUUUCAAAAUUAUUUGUGGGAUUGCCCGAGGGCUUAUUUAUCUUCACCAGGAUUCCAGACUAAGAAUUAUCCACAGGGAUCUCAAGGCAAGCAAUAUUCUUCUUGAUGGAGAUUUGGCCCCCAAAAUAUCCGACUUUGGAAUGGCUAGAUGUUUACGUAAUGAUCAGACAGAAGAAAAUACCAGAAGAGUGGUGGGAACAUACAGCUAUAUGGCUCCCGAAUAUGCAAGGGACGGGUGGUUUUCAACCAAGUCCGAUGUCUUUAGCUUUGGUGUUCUGAUGUUGGAGAUCAUUAGUGGUAAAAAGAACAAGAGAUUUGAUUCCUCAAACACUGAACUAAACCUCCUAGGAAAUGCAUGGAAGCUAUGGAAUGAAGGAAAGGGGUUGGAACUGGUAGAUCCUGAUGUUGGGGAAUCAUAUUCCCAUUCUGAUGAGGUCUUGAGAUGCAUGCAAGUUGGCCUCUUAUGCGUCCAAGAGCGUGCUGCAGAUAGGCCAACAAUGGCCUCUGUGGUUUUGAUGUUGAGCAGUGGAACUGCUACAACAAUGCCUAACCCUAAAAACCCUGGUUUUUGCCUAGAAAGGACUGAGAGUGCAGUUAAAGCAGAUUCAUCCUCAGACAAGCAGGAAGAAGGCUACAGUGUAAACCAAGUAACAAUUUCAACGCUAGUUGGUAGGUAG